This is a messenger RNA of Cavia porcellus (domestic guinea pig), 4264 nucleotides long. RefSeq names its product solute carrier family 13 member 1 (gene Slc13a1). Gene Ontology annotation, biological process: transmembrane transport. Gene Ontology annotation, molecular function: sodium:sulfate symporter activity. Bases 45 to 1868 code for a protein of 607 amino acids. The transcript has 16 exons. Lineage: Eukaryota; Metazoa; Chordata; Mammalia; Rodentia; Caviidae. Gene Ontology annotation, cellular component: membrane. The record is from RefSeq and is a predicted model, not a curated record.
GGGAACAGGCAAUUGCUGUGGUACAAGGCUGAUUCCCUUCAGUAAUGAAGCAAGGCGCUGGGACAUUUUCAUUUCUGAAUUCCAAGUUUUGCUGUCUUCUGCCACCUUUGAGUAUUGCCCCUGUGCCAUGCCACCCAGUCUUGGAGCGAACUGAUUACAGACUGAAAGUUUCACAAACUGAAGCACAGAGUGCCUAUGUACUCUUUGUUGUUGCCAUAUUUUGGGUGACAGAGGCUUUGCCUCUGACAGUAACCGCUUUGCUUCCUGGAUUAAUGUUCCCCAUGUUUGGGAUCCUGUCUUCUACAAGGGUGGCAUCUAGUUACUUCAAAGAUUUUCACCUGCUGUUGAUUGGAGUCAUCAGUUUAGCAACAUCAAUAGAAAAAUGGAACUUACACAAGAGGAUUGCCCUCAAGAUGGUGAUGAUGGUGGGUGUGAACCCAGCAUGGCUGACCUUGGGAUUCAUGACUAGUACUGCCUUCUUAUCUAUGUGGCUUAGCAACACCUCUACUGCUGCCAUGGUGAUGCCCAUCGUGGAGGCCGUGUCACAGCAGAUCAUGAAUGCUGAAGCAGAGGCUGAGUCCAAUCAGAUGACUUAUAUCAACGAGGCUGCCAGUGCAGGACUGGAUAUUGAUGAAAUUGCUAUGGGACAAGGAACAAAGGAAAAGAAAGAGAAAACAAAAUCAUUUACAGGGUAUAGUAAUGAUAACGAGGAAAUUUCAAGCAAGACGGAGACCCAAAAGAACUCUGUCACAGGAAAACCAUAUCGAUCAAAGAAGGACCACAUGAUGUGCAAACUUAUGUGUUUGUGUAUUGCUUACUCUUCUACCAUCGGUGGACUGACCACAAUCACUGGUACCUCCACCAACUUGAUCUUCAAUGAGCAUUUCAAUUCACGCUACCCUGAUUGUCAGUGCCUCAACUUUGGAUCAUGGUUUAUGUUUUCCUUCCCGGCUGCUGUUAUUAUUCUGCUGCUGUCCUGGAUCUGGCUUCAGUGGCUUUUCCUAGGAUUCAAUUUUAAGGAGAUGUUCAAAUGUGGCAAAACCAAAACAGCUAAAGAAAAACUUUGUGCUGCAGUGAUUAAACAAGAAUACCAAAAACUUGGACCAAUGAGAUACCAAGAAAUCAUUACUUUGAUCCUCUUCAUUGCAAUGACCCUGCUCUGGUUCAGCCGAGAUCCAGGAUUUAUAACUGGUUGGUCUGUACUUUUUUCACAGUAUUCUGGAUAUGUAACAGAUUCAACUGUUGCCUUAGUUGUGGGACUCCUUUUCUUCGUGAUCCCAGCGAAGAUAUUGACUAAAACUACACCUAAAGGACAAAUUGUUCCUUUUGAUUAUUCUCCACUAAUUACUUGGAAAGAAUUCCAGUCAUUCAUGCCUUGGGAUAUAGCCAUCCUUGUCGGUGGAGGGUUUGCUCUGGCAGAUGGCUGUGAGGAGUCAGGACUAUCUCUGUGGAUAGGAAAUAAAUUAUCUCCAUUAGGUUCAUUACCAAUAUGGCUAAUAAUUCUGAUAUCUUCUCUGAUUGUCACGUCUUUGACAGAGGUAGCCAGCAAUCCAGCUACAGUUACCCUUCUUCUCCCAAUAUUAACUCCACUGGCCGAAGCCAUUGGUGUGAACCCUCUUUUUAUUUUGCUACCUACUACUCUGUGUACCUCAUUUGCAUUCCUACUACCAGUAGCAAAUCCACCCAAUGCUAUUGUUUUUUCAUACGGCCAUCUGAGAGUCAUUGACAUGAUUAAAGCUGGGCUUGGUGUUAAUAUUAUUGGAGUUGCUGUGGUGAUGGUCGCCAUAUUUACGUGGAUUUCAGCCAUGUUCGACCUUGAAACUUACCCAUCUUGGGCUCCUGUAAUUGGUAAUAUCACCACACCAUGACAAGCACUGAAUUUCUUACUAUCACUUAGUGACUUUGAGGAAAGAAUUCAUUGGAACAAAAGACUGUUUAACUAAUGAAAAUUAAAUCAUUCAUAGUAUAGCUGCUACAAUUCCAAUGAACACACAAAAACUGCUGUCGAAACUUGGACUCCAUAUUUCUAUUGGACCCUGACCAAAGGGUAUUUGUAUGACUUCACUGAGAAGCCUAGGCUUGAGAUUUUGUUUGUGGUUUGUAUCUUGUUUCCUCAUAAGAAUAAUUUAUAAUUUGACUUUCAGAGAGGUUAGGCCAUUUGAUUUAUCUUAAAAUCAUAGUGCAGUAUAAUAUUUCAAACAUUAAUUUAUUAGUUUAAAAACUUUCCAUGAAAUUAAAAACAGAUAACACAGUAUACAACUUCAUUAGCUACUGGAGUACAUUAUUUCUAUAGUGUUGUUCAAAAAAAUUCUGAAAAAUAAAAUCAUUGUUAUCUGGUGGUAGAGAAAGAUUGUUUAAUGAGAUGUGCAUUUCCACACUGGAGUAAAAUUCAGUAGGAUUAUUCUCCAUGUACAGAGUAUAAAACUGAAUUGAAUUAGUAUAUAUUUCUAAAUUUAUAACAUAAUCAUUGAAUCACAGAAAACUCAUUGUUAAUGAUUAAUUUCUACUUGAUCCAAUUGAUAGAUUAAUGGUCCAUACUUUUCUGGCAUCUGCACUGAGAAAUGUGUUUGGAUAACUAUGAACAAGGCUUGAUAUGAUUUGUACUACUCAUACAGUAUGGUUGGAAAGAAUAGUAAACUAUUCAUAUAUUUAUACAGGUGUACAACAACUUUCAGUGUUUAUCUUAUUUUAGAAAUGUAGAAUUUUAUCUGUAAAAAAGGAGACAUAGAAAUUGUAAAUGAAUGUGUGUACAUAGAAAUAAAAAGUUCUGAUGAAUCCACAUAUCAAAAUUGAAAUGAAGUAUUAGUAGACAAAAAAUAAUAAAAAAUUAAAAUUUGACAUAUUUACAAAUGAGAAGUCAUUUAUGUGCAAACUAUUAAAAAAAGAAAAAAACCUGAACAUUAAAACAAAUAAAAAUAACAUGUGAAAAACAAUGUCUGUUAGCAUUUCAAUAAAAGAAUAGAGUGAAAAAAUGAUUAAAAACAAAAGAUGGAGAUGUUAUAUCACAGAAUUUUCAUCUUCAAAACAUAAUAGAAGACAAAGCCAAAAAAAUAAUUGAGUUAUUUGGUAUUUUCAUAGGUACCUUUCUACAUGUUACAAAUCUAUUGUUUUUGCAAAUAAUAUGUAUGAAAUUAUUACUGAAAUUGAUUAAAUGGUUAUUUAAUUAAUAUAAAUUAUUUAAAAUAAUGUUUCAUUUAAAUUUCAUAUGAAUUAUCAUGUUUAUUAAUUAUGUAUUAAUUAUUCAAUGCAAAACUAAUGGUUUUUCAAAGUAAAGUUUGUAUAUUUAAAGCUUAAAAUAUAAUACUGAUACUUCGUGAAAACAAAGUUCAUCCUAGUCUCUUGUUUCUUUUUCUGUUACUUGUUACACAUUUAUUUAUGAUCAAAAGUAUUAUUUCUCACCUCUUCCAGUCAUUCAAUGUAUUACUGCUGAAUGAAUUAUAUUAUAGGUAUAUUUUCAUUGUAAAAAAUGUGACUCUUCAAAAUAUAAUGAUAAAUUUUAUCUCCAGAAAAUAAGAUAAACAUUUCAGUUACAAUAAUUUUAAUGAUCUGUUUCCAACUGCUGCCAAGAAAGUACAAGGAAAUGUAACUCUCAGUCAAAAUUUCUUUAAUUGAGCUACACAGUUCUCUUGCUACAUCUUUAUGUUUGGUGCAUAUAUCAAAAGUGGCUUUUUAAUUUGACAUUUGGCCCAUUUACAUCCUAGUUUCUGGCUCUUUUAGUUUGAGUACUGCACAGUGUCUUUAAGUUUCUCCAAAGCAAUCUUAAACAGAUGAUCAAACAUAUCUUUGUCUUCCAAUUCCAUGGUAGAUAGUGAUUUUGUUAUUUGAAGGUUAACUAGAGAUCUUUGUCAUUUUAAAUUCUAAUGUGUUACUUGGGAUUAGAUCUUACCUUGUCUACAUAAUAACACCAGUGUCACUAGCUGCCCGUGUACUGUCAGCUGGAGCAAGCACUUGGAAAGCCCCAUGGGUGCAUGUGCAUCUUUUGGUCUCCCAGUGGCUGCAGUGCAUGUGAGCGCCUUCAGAAUCCAGAAGUCCAUGCUUUCAAAUAUGUGUUCUCAUUUUACCUCAUAUUCAAGUAUUUGUUCUCUCUUUUUCAGCCUGGGACACAGAGAAGUACAUUUUUAACCAAUGCUACUCAUUAACAUUAUUAUAAAGACAAUUGGCAAAACAAUAUCACUGCACAAUGCCUGUGUCUUGAUGUGCACUAUAUAUUAUUAUCAAAUAUAUUUGUAUAUUGAUGUCACAGAUAAAUAUUUGAUAAAUCCUU